UGUCGCGGCGGGUGGCGCGCGCCGGCCGGGACCUGCCAUCGGGCCGUGCGGGGAGAAGACCCAGACGCAUCGGUGGGGCGCGGUGGGGACCCAGCCCGGGCGAGUGCCCAUGGCCGGAUCCGCGAUGGCCGAGCCUUGCCGUGGGCCGUCCGCGCCCGCCGCGCCCGUGCCGGGCACGGAGGGGCUGCCGCGCGCCUUCCUGCAGAGCCUACGCACGCUCUUCGACAUCCUGGACGACCGGCGUCGCGGCUGCGUGCACCUGCGCGAGAUCGAGUCCCGCUGGCGGGGCGCCGACACCCGCGAGCUGCCUCGCGGCGUGCUCGAGGGCCUGCGCCAGGUGGCCCCGGCCAGCGGCUACCUGACUUUCGAGCGCUUCGUGGCCGGCUUGCGCACCUCGCUGCUGAGCGCCGACUGCAGCCCGCGGGGCCCGGCGCGUGCCUCUGCCCGGGGAGGCUGCCCAGCGCGGCCAGGGGCCCAGCCGCUCCCGCCGCCGCCGCAGCGCCUGGUGUUCGCUCCGGCGGACGAGCCGCGGACGGUCCUGGAGAGGAAGCCCCUGCCCCUGGGAGCGCGCCCCCCAGCGUCCGGCCCCGGCGGCGCGGCCCGGGGUCUGGAGAAGCUGUGUGUCCUGGCCGGGGCGGCAACCGGCCCGGUGGAGCCCGAGCAGCCCCAGGGCGCGGCGCUGGAGCGCAGCCUGAGUGCAGACGCUGGUGCAGUGGCCUGCAGAGCCUGGGAGCUGGGUGUGGGGGAUGCCCAGCGGGCCCCCCGUGCCCGAGGGGAGCGUCGGAGACACACCAUCACCAAUGGUGUGGACUGUGACCUUGUGAAGCAGGUGAAGGAGCUGGAGCAGGAGCAGGCAGUGCUGCAGCAGGGCCUGGACAUGAUGGCGCGGGGCCGGGACUGGUACGAGCAGCAGCUGCAGCGGGUGCAGGAGCGCCAGCGCCGCCUGGGCCAGAGCAGGGCCAGUGCUGACUUUGGGGCUGAGGGGAGCUCCCGCCCUCUGGGGCGGCUGCUGCCCAAGGUACAGGAGGUGGCCCGGUGCCUGGGGGAGCUGCUGGCGGCGGCCUGUGCUGGCAGGGCUCUGCCCUCGCUUUCCUUGGGGCCCCCAUGCCCCACCCUGGCCCCCGCCUCACCCCCAGCCCCAGACUGGCAGCAGCAAUCCAUCCUCAAGCUGAAAGAGCAGAACAGGCUGCUCACCCAGGAGGUGACCGCCAAGAGCGAGCGAAUCGCACAGCUGGAGCAGGAGAAAUCCGCCCUCAUCAAGCAGCUGUUUGAGGCGCGUGCCCUCAGCCAGCAGGACGCAGGGCCGCUGGACUCCACGUUCAUCUAGCCGGCCACUGCACGGACACGGGGAUCUCAGGGCCCGGCCUGGACAGAGCCCUCCCUCCUCUCGCCCAGUGUGGGCUCCCCUGGUGGAUCCAGCUGAUGGGCAGUGCCCCAGGAUGCCCUGUGGCCCCAGGCAGACUUGGUCCUGGCCAGGGGUGCUGACGGAGGCAGGACUGGAUAUGCUGGCUCAGCCUGAAGGGGCUACUGUCAGUGGGCAGUGAGGCCCCUCUUCUGUUUACCUGCUGUCAGGCAGCUCCGCCCCCAUGUUUUCCACUGGCCUGGCUCCCCUCUGACCCGGGGUCUCCAGUAAAAAGGGUACUGGU
Manis pentadactyla (Chinese pangolin) is the source of this 1646-nucleotide messenger RNA. It is a transcript of the gene SAPCD2, whose product is annotated as suppressor APC domain containing 2. The record is from RefSeq and is a predicted model, not a curated record. Bases 110 to 1327 code for a protein of 405 amino acids. The transcript has 6 exons. NCBI's taxonomy places the organism in Eukaryota, Metazoa, Chordata, Mammalia, Pholidota, Manidae.